This is a messenger RNA of Plasmodium knowlesi strain H, 2418 nucleotides long. RefSeq lists its product as uncharacterized. The transcript has a single exon. The record is from RefSeq and is a predicted model, not a curated record. Bases 1 to 2418 code for a protein of 805 amino acids. NCBI's taxonomy places the organism in Eukaryota, Apicomplexa, Aconoidasida, Haemosporida, Plasmodiidae. Gene Ontology annotation, molecular function: protein binding; phosphatidylinositol binding.
AUGUCCUACACCAUGGAACUGGAGCACUUCGACAUCGGGAUAAACCGAGUGGAGCAGAGAGACCAGAAGGUCUACUACAUCAUCCUAAUUCAGUACAAAGAUCUAAAGUACGAAACCAGUAGGAGGUACAGUGAGUUCGAGGAGCUCCACUGGGAAUUACUUCACAUGGGUUUUUCAGCCCUACCAAAUUUACCCAAGAAAAAAUUAAUGGCCUAUAAAAACGCAGAUUAUAUAAACUAUAGAAAGAAAGUACUAAAUUCUUACAUGCACAAUUUAUUUAUCCGGGCGGAUGUGAGAUGUUGUGCUUUGUUUCUGAAUUUUAUUUUAUUUUACGACAAAAUUAAUUUGUCCAUAGAAGUCGUUAAAACCAAGCUGCUGAACAGUAUAGGGUCGCAAAAAUUUUCCAUGAGCGAUUUAUACAUUAACGAAAAAUACAAUUUUAUCAUUUGUGUGUAUGAGGAUAAGAGCAAUUUGAGCAAGCUGGGAAAAUUAUGGUCCAUUAUUGAGCCAGAUAUAGUUGGGGAGAUUAAGGUUUUCACUUAUAAUAACGAUUUGACAUCCACAUUUUGCGAAACAUACAAAGAACAAACCGUAUAUAAGGCUAGAAACAUUGUGUGUGCAGAAUUGCAAAAUGAAGUGAUAAUAUCGGGGGAUGAUGGAAAAAUACACAUUUAUAAAAUUGACACCCAGUUGCUAACCCUAACUUAUGUGAAGAAUAUUCCUUGCCACAAUGAUACCAUUUUAAAAAUGAUGAGUUUCAAUGCAGAAUUAUUUUGCACCUGUGGUUAUGAUAACGCCUUUAGAUUGUUACGAUUUAGUGAUUAUAAAAUUUUAAGUGGAGGAAGAUGUAAUAAACGUUUGGAUAAGGAUAAAAUUACUACAUGUCACCUGAUGAACCAUGGAAAUAUCGUCCUUGGAACAGACUGUUCAGUUUUCUUUAUUUACAAUAUGAUGACCAAUCCUCCUCUCUACCUAGAUACCAAGAAACUCAAGAAUGGCGAAAAAAUUAAUUGCUUCGCUAACACGGAUAAGUACCUAUUUAUAGGAUACGACAACAUCAUUGCGUGCUACAAUUACCAUUAUAGCAAUGAGGCAAAAAAUGGGAGGGGUCUAACAUUAAGUGGGGCCUUCUCAGAAUGUGUGCCUAACCAGGAUUCACCAGGUGCUAGACACACCUAUGCGCAAAUCGGCGAAAAGGAGCCUCUCCUCACCAAACUAAUAGUGGACAAUAACAUGUCGGCACAGUACAUCCCACCAUUGCUCUACGACAAUACUGUUCUAUCCCUAUGUGUUAACAAAGAGAAAAAAGUACUCUACGCAGGGUAUGAGGACGCAAUUGUUAUCUGGUCCAUAACGAGCGGUCUGAUCGUUUCAGCUUUCCAUGGGCAUACAAAUGGGGUGCAUGUUUUAAAUUUUUUGAGCAGUUCAGGUUUUUUACUCUCAGGGGGAGAUGGGGGGAAUUUGAAAGUAUGGAAGAAUGACAUAGAUAAUUUUCAAAUAUGGAAGCCGAAAAGGAAGAAUUACAGAGCCUACGAAACGACAGGGAUCAACCCCCAAGCAGUGUACGCCGGGUCCUCCACACACGGAAACACGCAGCAUAAUAAUUUCAAUUUUAACGAAAGUGAUGAUGGUGACGACCCCGAUAACGGGAGCAGUCCACAGAGCGAGUCCAUGUCUAUUGAUCACUUGUUAGGAGAAACGAAUAAAAAGUACGACUACCAAGUAUAUGAUACGUCUAACUACAAGAAGGACCUAAUUAAUUACAAUGCAUCAACAAAUAUAAACAGUGUUAACUCCUCCAUCAGUAACUUUUUUUACGAUAAAAGUAUGAGUAAUGCACCUCAGGAGUUUCUCUCCGAUGCGAGCAACCUGGAUGUUUGUAUACUCACAAACCUCGAAGACCGAGGCCGAAGCGCUAGCUACGACUGUGAUGUUGAUGCAAAUUUUAGUAAACCAGAUAAUUCCUUUCACGCAGCACAAUGUAGCCAGGACUUUAAGCAGAAUAAUACGUAUUACUCCGUAGUUAAGGAGGAUGUGAAGUUCGACCAUAGUGGACAAAGUAGGGAGCAUUACCAGCAUGAUCAGUCUAACGGGCGUGAUCACGAAGAUUGUGACGUGCCUCCCAUUGCACGAAAUGAAUACGGGGCGAACUACGAGAAUGCGGGUUCCUACGGGAAGACGGAACACAACGGUGGUCACCAUAGUGGUGGUUACCGAAGUAGUGCUCACCAGAUGGGCGUAUAUGGAGAAAAUUACAACAGCGCUAGUGCCCCUCAAGUGCAACAGAACUCCGAUGCGGAUGCACCGAAUCCAAUAGGUAUGGAACACAGUAAUGAGGAUGCCCAAUUCAGUAACUUAAAGAGGGACAUCGUUUACGUCAGUGACGAGGACGAUGAUUUGAUUUCGGCCUUUAGGUAG